Molecule: messenger RNA, 1687 nt
Organism: Chinchilla lanigera (long-tailed chinchilla)
Lineage: Eukaryota; Metazoa; Chordata; Mammalia; Rodentia; Chinchillidae
Product: cytochrome P450 2A13-like
Exons: 9
Coding region: 45-1529 (494 amino acids)
Biological process (GO): xenobiotic metabolic process; coumarin metabolic process
Cellular component (GO): intracellular membrane-bounded organelle; cytoplasm
Molecular function (GO): iron ion binding; oxidoreductase activity, acting on paired donors, with incorporation or reduction of molecular oxygen, reduced flavin or flavoprotein as one donor, and incorporation of one atom of oxygen; heme binding
Source: RefSeq, a predicted model, not a curated record
GCCAUGCCAGCCACCAUCAUCUGACGCUCACCCUCGCUGCCAUUAUGCUGGCCUCAGGGCUGCUUCUGGUGGCUCUCUUGGCCUGCCUGUGUGUAAUCCUUCUGAUGUCCACCUGGAGACAGAGAAAGCUCUCUGGAAAGCUGCCUCCUGGACCCACCCCACUGCCCUUCAUUGGGAACUACCUGCAGCUGGAUACAGAACAGAUGUACACCUCCAUCAUGAAGAUCAGAGAGCGCUACGGCCCCGUGUUCACCAUCCACAUGGGCACUCGCCGAGUUGUGGUUCUUUGUGGCUACGAUGCAGUGAAGGAGGCUCUUCUGGACCAGGCUGAUGCUUUCAGCGGGCGAGGGGAGCAGGCCACCUUUGGAUGGAUCUUUGAGAACCAUGGUGUCGUGUUCAGCAAUGGGGAGCGUGCUAAACAACUGAGACGCUUCUCCAUCUCAACUCUGCGAGACUUUGGCGUGGGCAAGCGUGGCAUUGAGGAGCGCAUACAGGAGGAGGCGGGCUUUAUUGUCCAAGCAUUACAGAACACAGGUGGCAACUUCAUAGAUCCCACCUUCUACAUGAGCCAAGCAGUUUCCAAUGUCAUUUGCUCCAUUGUCUUUGGGGACCGCUUUGACUAUGAGGACAAAGAGUUUCUGUGGCUUUUGGGAAUGAUGCUCCGAAGCUUCACCUUCACAGCUACUUCCACUGGGCAGCUGUUUGAGUUUUUCACAUCAGUGAUGAAGUACCUGCCUGGACCACAGCAACAGGCCUUUAAAAACUUGAAGAAGCUGAAGAAUUUUAUAGUUAAGAAGGUGGAGCAGAACCAGCGCACACUGGACCCCAAUGCCCCACGGAACUUCAUCGACUCCUUUCUCAUCCGCAUGCAAGAGGAGAAAAGUAACCCCAACUCAGAGUUCUUCAUGAAGAACCUGGUGAUGACCACGCUGAACCUCUUCAUUGCGGGCACAGAGACUGUCAGCACGACCCUGCGCUAUGGUUUUUUGCUGCUCAUGAAGUACCCAGAAGUGGAGGCCAAGGUCCAUGAAGAGAUUGAUCGAGUGAUUGGCAGGAACCGACAGCCUAAGUUCGAAGACCGGGUCAAGAUGCCCUACACGGAGGCAGUGAUUCAUGAGAUUCAAAGAUUUGGAGACAUCAUCCCCAUGGGCGUGGCACACAGGGUCACCAAGGACACCAAGUUUCAGGGCUACCUCAUCCCCAAGGGCACUGAAGUGUUUCCUAUCCUGGGGUCUGUGCUGAGAGACCCCAAGUUCUUCUCCAACCCUGGUGAUUUCAACCCCCAACAUUUCCUGGAUGAAAAGGGGCAGUUUAAGAAGAGUGAUGCUUUCAUGCCUUUUUCCAUUGGAAAGCGGUACUGCUUUGGAGAAGGCCUGGCUAGAAUGGAGCUCUUUCUCUUCCUCACCACCAUCAUGCAGAACUUCCGCUUCAGGUCCCAGCAGAUGCCUCGGGACAUCGAUGUGUCUCCCCAGUUUGUGGGCUUUUCCACCAUCCCUAGAAACUAUACCAUGAGCUUCCUGCCCCGCUAAGGCUGGGUUCUGCGCCAAGGCACAGCAAGUGACAGGCGGGAAAAGAGGGGCCAAGGUGUGGCUGGAAGUUGGGAUGAGCCUAAGGGAGAGGGCAAAAAUAAGAGGAGAAAAGCCUGAAAUAUGAAGAAUGAAUAAAGAGAACAGAGUGCUGUCUUUGA